AUGACAUAUAGAGACAGUUUCGUAUCCACUACCAGCUCGAAUACCUACCCCUCCACCAUGUCCAGCUUAUCUCACUCCGCAUUAGGUCUCACCGACUCCCCUUUACGUCCUCGACUUCGCUCCACCCUCGCCACUUCCACCCCAGCGUCUUCCGUCCCUGGUACACCCGUACGAACCAAAGCAUCCCAACAACAACUCCGGCAAGCUCCUUCGAGGAACUCGCUGCAUCAGGAAGCGACGACGAACGCAGCGAGAGGAGUGGUCCAGCAACAAUUCACGGAGGUUUUGCUCACCGUCGCACCGAAAUCAGCUCAAACAAAUUUGAUCAACGGUAAAGGUUCUCCACCUAUUCCAAGACCUACUUCGAGAAAUGGGACAGCUACAACUACAAGUCAAGGCAUACCAUCGAGACCAGCUACUAUAUCAGCCAAGACGACUUCUUCCCCCCAAGCAACAAAUCCCACUCGACCUGCAUCUACCACCCAAAUCGCUCCACCAAACCAACCUCAACGACCUCAAACUACUCAACUUCAAAAUGCAUCUCAAUCGUCUCGGUCAGCUCAGCAACCCGCUGUCCAAAGAAAAGCUGUACCACCUUCUCCAGCUCACACGGAGACUACCCUUGCUGAAGAAUGGGAGGCAGAGUUGAUCAAACAUACAGGUCAACUCAGUGUGCGACACCGACCAGCCCCUACACCUACACCCUUGCGACAAGCUCCAACAGCCAAAGAGCGAGAGGAACAGAGGUUGAAGGAUAUGGAAUGGGAGAGAUCAGGAAUGUGGGAUGCCACUAGAGAUCCAGCUAGAGAAGCUGAAGAUAGAGUUAGAAGAGAUUUAGGAAGGGAUAUAGCAUAUCCCCCUCAAACACCCCGUGUUCCCGUUCGAUCUGCACCCUCCGGUGUUACCUCCGUUCAUAUCGGUAUCAGACCUAGACUUCAUCCCACUAGAGCAUCCGAAUCGAUGACUCGCAAUCAACCUGAUUUUUCUAUCCCCUUACCUCUCUUCUCCCCUGCAUCAGCCUCAACAGACCUUCCAGAUAACGCGGCUAGGCCAUUUCAUAAUCCCAAGUAUGAUUCGGCAUUAGCUGAAAAGGCAAGAAAGGAAUACGAAGAUUGGAAAGCGCGGAAAGCAGAGAGGGAAGGUGGUGUGGGCGAUGAUGGAGAUGCACAUGGAACGAGAGAUUGGAUCCCCAAGAGUAGAGAAGUGGCUAGACCGGGAAAUGUGGAAGGUAUCGCUCAUUCCGACGCUUAUGAAGAUACGCACCACAGGAUGAGUGCUCAGGAUCAGAUGUUACUGCAUCAGCAAAUGCAAGCUAUGCAACAACAGGCUAUGCAAAUGCAAAUGCCGAGAGUGAAGACUACUGCCCAAGAUAGGAAAGUACCACCACAAGGAACGCCCAAAUCAAUAUCGAAAGUUGCAUCUCAACCUACAAUUCAAAAUCACGCUCAGGAUCAAAACCAAAAUCAACCUCAGAAGCAAGAUACAACCCAGCUUGUGAGUGAUGCCACUGUUGGUAACGAACAAGAUCAAAUGCAGGCUCUGCAGAAUUGGGGAUAUCCAUACCCCUAUGGAAUGGGCUAUGAUCCAAUGGGGAUGGGUCAAAUGCAAGGUACGGAAGGAUAUUAUCCUGAACAAGGUUAUUGGGAUCCGUCUUACUGGUGGGGUAUGGGAGGUAUGAUGGGUGAUCCUCAACAACUAGCGAUCGCUCAAAGCCAGGGCGAAAGUAACGAUGGCAAGAAAGUCCAAUUUGUUGAACCGAGCAUUACUGUAGGCUCCAACUCUUCACAAGAAGGUUCCGCUUUAUCCGCUCAAGCUGCUUCGACGCCCGUCACACCUGAAGAUCCGUAUGGGGAAAUGUAA
This is a messenger RNA of Kwoniella botswanensis, 1860 nucleotides long. RefSeq lists its product as uncharacterized. Bases 1 to 1860 code for a protein of 619 amino acids. The record is from RefSeq and is a predicted model, not a curated record. Lineage: Eukaryota; Fungi; Basidiomycota; Tremellomycetes; Tremellales; Cryptococcaceae. The transcript is spliced from 3 exons.